Alligator sinensis (Chinese alligator) is the source of this 2073-nucleotide messenger RNA. RefSeq names its product GrpE like 2, mitochondrial (gene GRPEL2). The coding region runs from base 269 to 868 and encodes 199 amino acids. Lineage: Eukaryota; Metazoa; Chordata; Crocodylia; Alligatoridae. Gene Ontology annotation, molecular function: adenyl-nucleotide exchange factor activity; protein-folding chaperone binding; protein homodimerization activity. The record is from RefSeq and is a predicted model, not a curated record. The transcript has 5 exons. Gene Ontology annotation, biological process: protein import into mitochondrial matrix; protein folding. Gene Ontology annotation, cellular component: PAM complex, Tim23 associated import motor.
GAGCUGCGGUGCCGAGCGGGGCGGGAGGCGUAGUCGGAGCAUGGCGGGUGGCUCCGCGCGGGCGGCACCGCGGCUUCUCAGCCCGCUCUUCGCGCUGCGUGCCCGGCGGCCCUGCAGCUCACAUAGGGAACACCAAGCUCCAUUGGUCUGUAGGUGACUGAAUAACGGCUAAUGGGUAGCUCACGAUGGAUGAUCAGGCCACUGUGAAACCAGCCCCUACGUGCAAAUACUUGGCUGUCCAACUACUGCAGGCUGUAUCGUGCCAAUAAUGAUGACUGAUGGAGGUUCCCUGUGUGCCUUCAGCACUGCAGCCCAGCAGAGGAGCACUGGAGAUGAGUGUGGCCCAGAAGAUCCCUGUGAUGAGCCAAGGCAUCCUCUUUCAGAGUGCACCCUAGAGCACAAAGCCAUCAAACUAGAAGAACAAGUCCGUGACCUAACGGAACGAUACCGAAAAGCCUUGGCGGAUUCUGAAAAUGUCCGGAGGAGGACCCAGAAAUUUGUGGAAGAUGCCAAACUGUUUGGGAUCCAGAGUUUCUGCAGGGACCUCGUUGAGAUAGCAGAUAUCUUGGAGAAGACAACAGAGAGUGCUACAGAGCCCAGCGAUCCCAACCCAACCCUCCAGAAGAUCUGCGAAGGCCUGUCUCUCAUUGAGGCCAAAUUGCAAAGUGUGUUUGCCAAACAUGGCCUUCAGAAGAUGAACCCUGUUGGUGACAAAUAUGAUCCGUAUGACCAUGAAAUAGUUUGCCACGUACCGGCAGAGGGAAUGCAGCCAGGCAUGGUGGCACUAGUGACUCAGGAUGGCUAUAAGCUCCAUGGCCGCACCAUCAGACAUGCACUAGUUGGUGUGGCAGUCGAGUCACAGGCGUGAUAUGGGUGUGUUCUUUGUGGUCUGGGACCUUUUUGAGCUGAGGACUCUUCUUUGCUCCGUGGCAAUUGUGGCUGCAUGUCUAUGCUUAUUUAUUAAGUUAGGUUUCUAUUGUAUAUUGGCUCCUUAACAAUGUGUGCCAUCAUCCUAGCUUUAAUUCCAAGGUACUCAGUUAUCCAGUGUACUUUUCUGAGCAUGUGAAAUAAUAUUGGGAGUCCUCUUUGUCAAAAGUAUGUGGCACCAUAGCUCCUUCUCUUGUUGGUCUAAGUCUAUUAAAAAUUGAAUGAGGAAGGGAGUGUUGAGGGGGGAGAGAGAGGGAGAAAGGAUCCAAGAGGCAGGAACCUCCUGCCUUCUAAUCUCAGCUCUGACACAGACUCCUUUUGUGGCCUUAGGUGAAUCAUUUAACCUCUGUGCAUCAUUUACCCUGUCUGUUGAAUAUACUAACCUAUUUCACAGAGUAUUGUGAGGCUGUCUGCUUGGAAAGCACUGAGGAGAUAACCAGCUCCAAAUGCUAACAAGUAUCAGAUCUUUUUUGUUGCAUCUCAUGCCCUUCCCAGAGGCAGGGGGAUCUGAGAGGCUGUAUGCUUGAAAUACCGGUUUCAGCCAGAUUUCUCUCUCUGUCUCUGAAGAUAAUUUUAAACUCAUGGGCUGCAUCCAGACGAGCACAGGCACUUGUUUUGCUGGGGACAAGUAGCAGUGACACACAGCAGGUAACCCAAGGUAGGAUAGGGGAGACUGGAGCCAGCAACUGUGCUGGCCCCAGCAGCCUUACCUGGGAUCCUGGUGGCCUUCUGGAGCUGCAGCCACCCUGGCAGCUAGAGUGUGGCUCCGGUUGGCCAGGCUCCGGUUUUGGGUGGCGUGCACGCUGCCACCAUAUGCUAUGCCUCUCCUUUUUUCAGCAUGGUUUUUUUUUACCCCAGGAAAUCUCGGGGUCAACACCUCUCCCCUUCCCCACCAGCUACAAGGUUGCAGCACAGGGAACACCUGCAUGUGUGGUGUGUGGUGCCGAAGAUGGGUCUGUGGCAACACAUACCACACAUCCACACUCGUCUGGACACAGCCAUGAAGACUCAGUCUCUUGGGCAACAUGGGCAGCUGUAUUUGAAUAGGAAUUAGGUUUAAAAAAAUCUGCUACCAGUUAAGACAUAUAAAAAAACUAGAACUCUUGAUUCCAAAAUGAUACCUUUUAUUAGACCAACUGGAAAAUG